Cephus cinctus (wheat stem sawfly) is the source of this 11109-nucleotide messenger RNA. RefSeq names its product eukaryotic translation initiation factor 4 gamma 1 (gene Eif4g). The transcript has 26 exons. Bases 1991 to 8023 code for a protein of 2010 amino acids. The record is from RefSeq and is a predicted model, not a curated record. Gene Ontology annotation, molecular function: translation initiation factor activity; protein binding; mRNA binding. Gene Ontology annotation, cellular component: eukaryotic translation initiation factor 4F complex. Lineage: Eukaryota; Metazoa; Arthropoda; Insecta; Hymenoptera; Cephidae.
CAGUCUACUCUGCGUCCCUGCCAAAGGGAACGCUCUUUCUGGCGUUUCACGAGCGCGCCCCGUUCGGGACACCCUGCUGGGGGCCAACCAAGGGCUUUAGAGACCUUCUCGUGUUUUGUAAAAAUAAAAAAAAAAGAACGGUCGUAAGAUCGUUGUUCAGUCGUUCAGUUUGUUACUAGUUUAAUAUCUCUCCAAAGGAAGAAGCGCGUUCGCGCGCACGACGCUAACUUCACGCCGUGUAAGCGCAUCAGAAGCGAGAGAAAAGACUCUACGCUCUUCCUACGCUGUUUCGUUUCGGCCUUUCCGAUUGGCUGAUCGGCAUCAUUCGUCGCCCCUCGCGACCAUUCCCGAUCUGCGACACGCACGCGAUUUUCGUAGACAGUCGGACAUUUUCCGUCCCGCAUCUCGCUAAGCUCGACAAGUGACGGCUCCUCCAGUGUUGUCGUCAUCGUCGUCAUCGUCGUCGUCAUCGUUCACGUUGAUUCUUUUAAUGCAAGCUUAAAGAACUGUUACGUGCGAGGUUUAAACAGCGGGAAUAGAAACGAUCGGUGUUUCGUGUUGCGAAGGACAAUAGAGAAAAAGAGAGAGAAGCGUGACAAAAAGAAGAGCCUUGUGCACAAGGGAAAAAAUGCUACUAGGGAAUCCUAGGGGGACAGAAGGACAAGGACGCUGAUACCAGUAAAGGAGAUACGAGGACGUUACUCCAGUGUGGGUGGUGGGCACGAGGGGGCGAUAGAGAGAAAAGGGAUCGAAGGGCGGAGAAAGAGUGACGCCGAGUGCGAGAGUGGGAGCGAAGGAAGUACGAGAGAGACGCCAAGUCCAGCCUUAAAUAUCGAUUUUGACAUGGACGACCUACUAUAGUCCGUCCAGCCGAAACGCGCACCUCGUGGCCUGACAGUUGACAGUCGUGCCUAGCUAUAGACCUCCGUGCUUCUGUGUCAGUUCUGCCGUGAAUCUAGUGCAUCGAACCCUGAUACUACUGCUUGGGAAGAGGAGACAUUUUGACUCUCUGUAUUUGUCUCUUGUCACACGACCUGUGCGCGUCGCCAUAAUCCUUUACGUUAACAGAGCGCCGUGAAGGUGACAGCGGAUAAAUAAAUAGUGAAACGGUGACAUAUUUAUUGCUAUAUGGUAACUUGAUGUGGGCCAUUGGUAUGGACUGACAUUUUUUUUCUCUCGUACGACUACGGGAAACGGGCACGCUCAUCGAUCGACCCGUAGUGCCAAGUGAGGAAGGAGGACUCUUCCUCUCGAGAUGAUGUACUCUCUGUGCUACUCCAGGUUAACUUCACGCGGAUCCCGCCCUACGUUGCCACACGCAAUCUACUGCCACUCGAUUGAUCUCGGCCAUCGUUUAACCGCAAACCUACACGACGCCGCUCGAAUGCUUCUCCGAAGCGACCACGCAACGAUCUAAGGUUAUACUCGCCUACGUGACAUAAUAACGCCGGCAUACGAAACUCCAUACAAACAGCAACCCACAUUUUUAGAAAUUCCACAAUAAUAAUACAUACCCCCCCACGUACGUAAAUCGUGAAGACGCUGUUACGGCCUUGGAAUCUUCACGAGAUACACUGCUGCCAGACGUCAGAAAGGAAUAAGUCGUCGUGAGGCGUACACUAAGGUUGCUUGUUUACCCAUUCGAGGAUUAUUAAGAAAAAGAAAGGGGGGCCUUGCACGUAGAAGCUACCAGUAGGAAAGUGCCAUGAUUCUCGCAACAGCCUAGUGCAAUAUUCUAUACAAUGUCCUAAAAGAAGGAAACGCGUAUCGUAACAGGGUGAGUGACUUUCGUAUGCCCUAAGACUCGUGCCAUCCGAAAAUCCGUCGGACCCGCUCAACGAUGACGGCAUGGUGUCCCAGAGCGGGUUGAGAGUGAACCGAGCUACAAAAGGGAGCAGUGAGAGAAUCGUAACCGGAAGAGAAGGGAGGGGAACAAGAGGUGGCGCAGAAGGUGCGGAAGGUGUUCAAGAAGUAGAAGGAGAGGCUAAGAAUGGUCUCGAGGUACGGUGUGGCUACGAAGGAGGGUGCCGUUGGGGUCGCCGUUGGGGUUGGGGCGAUGCACUGCCUCUUACCUCAUUGCGGAGGACCUCAUCAUCUGUCGCCUCAUCCUCAGAAUCCUAAUCACAACCAUAUACACCCCCAUAACCAUCACCCGCCGCCUUCGCCCAGUCCCCAUGCUCAUCUCAAUCAGCUGAACCACGCUCAGCACCAACUGACCAUCAACAUAAACCAUCAUCAACAUCAGACACAGCAAAGCCAGCAUCAGCAGGCGCAGCCGCAGUAUCGCAUCAUCACCGCUAGCGCCAGUAAGUGGACGAACGGACGACAAUAUUACAAAACGUCCGAACCGUACGUUUAUCAGAACGUCACCGCAACCCCCAGAUCAGACUUUCAUGUUGGACAGAAUUACGGGGGGCAGCCAGGUGGGCAGGUGGCCGGGGGUGGGGGUAGUGUAGGUGUUCCCGGAGGUCGAGGGCCACCUUCCCUUGGAGGUAUACAAUCCAUAGGGCAAUCUACUGCAGGCAUACCUCCAGGAGGACCGGCGGGNNCACAGCAAGCCCCGCCACAAGCCCCGACUCCCGGCGUUCAGCCACAACAACCUCAGGGACCCGCACCUACCACUACACCACCUGUGCACACACCUUCACCACAAGAAAUGGGGAAACAGGCUCAUUUACAGGCUCAACCUCCGUCAUUGCAGCAAGUUUACAUGCCCAAUCAGACAAGGCCAACUUCACAAGGUUACUAUCAACCUGGUCCAAGGCCACAGCAACCAAGAGGACUUAAUCACAGAAGUCAGGGUGGUGCUGCCCAGGUUGUCGGUAUGCCAGGAGUAGGCGCUGGUGGAGCCCAGCCUACGGCCAUGUAUUCGCAUCAUGGUAGUAUAGCGAUGCAACCUGGUGCAAUGUAUCUCCAGGGGCAGGUUUCAAGCUUGCAUACGGGACCACAUCAGCAGGGCGUAUACCCCAUGAACAAUCAAAUGCCCAUUCAGGUAGUAUUCACGGGUCCACCUCAGAGGCAUCAAGGACAUCAAAAUCAAUCUUUCUAUCAGUCCUAUCCGCCUGCACUCCUAGCGCAAAAUAUGUUUGGAUUCACGCAUGGUCCCGCACCGCAACAUGGAUACUAUUAUCAGACGCCCAGCGCUCCAAUAAAUUUGGGCAGACCAGGAGCAGGUGCUGUUAGCGGGGGUGCACAACAUGUCGGAGGCCCGCUGGCCGGUGCCCAAGGAGCUACCGUAGUACCUCAAGGUACGAUACCGCAACCUACGCAACAGCCCCAACCAAUACCCCCGAUGGCGAUACCUCUUACUCAGACUGACGUGUAUUCGGGACACAACGGUGGUGUAACGAACGUCACGAAUAGUGUUCCAAAGUACCAGAAGCGGAGAAGAGAGAAUGCUAUUGACAUUGUCGAUCCUAAGACUGGCAAGAAAAUUAACGAGGAUCUCUCCGACAACGACACAGCCACGCAGAGUGGCGAAUCUAGUAAUCGCGAAACACCGCAACCACAGAACUGUAGCGCAGAGGUGGUGGCCGAAUUCGCGGCUCGUGUUGCCAAGGUUGCGGCUGAGGAUACGAAAUCCGGGUCGCCGGUUCCAGCGAGCAUAUCGGAAGCUACGGUGACAACCGCCGGUAGCAUCGGCAGCAGUAACAGCAGCGCCAACGUCGUCACUAGCAUAAGUGUUACAAACACUGCUGCCACGAGUACUGCCAGUUCACCCGCGUCCCAAAACGCGAGCCAAAGUCCUCAAAACUUGAAAGUCCAAUCGAAUCAGAAUAACGACACUAAUAGUAAUCUGUGUAAUAUCAGUUCCCCAAUGCCGACGCAGAGUAUACCAAGCGUCACGACGCCGCUCAGUAGUCAAUCGUUAGGUACUUCUAGUAACGCGCUCCCGGUCGAGGCGUAUCCCGCGAAAACGGAGUCGAAACCGCUCCACUCCAACGUCAAAGAAUUCCAUCCGAGGAGCGAGACGAAGCAUGUCAUCGUCCCCGAGGAAUACAAAGCACCGACGCUCUUACCGAGCAAGGAUAAUGUACCUGCACAAACGGCCACGUCGUCAGCGCAGAAAGUCACCGAAGUGGACGUCAGUCCUACAACGGUAGACGCCACGUCGACGGGUGUUCCUCAAGCAACGGCAGUUCCGGCUAAUUUGCCAAUCCCGAACGUUGCCGAGGUCCCGAGUGUUCCUGUUGCUCCAGUUGCCGUUGCUGCAACCAGUGCCAGCACCGUUGUUCCUGUACGCGAGCCUUUCCCAAGUCUGGCGAGUAAGAAUUCCUCGAGUUCACCGCCACGUAGGAAAACGCAGAGUCAAUCAGCCGUCGCUGCGCUCGUCGAUCUGCCACCCUCUGGCAAAGAGCAGAAGGAGAGGAAGACCAGCGAGAAGAGUUCGAGAGGCGCUACGCCUACUCCGGCGUAUCAACCCGAGCAUCAUGAGAAAGCUAACGGGGAGACCAGCGUCGAGAAGCAGGAAUCUGACGUACCGGCCAAUAAAAACGAUGCCCAACAGAAGACUGCCGAUGGUAAAGCCACGCAAAAGCAGAAAAACAAGGGCAAACUCAAGCGCGAUAUCAAUCGCAAAGGGGCCGAGAAGGAAGGUACAGACAUGGAUGCUUUCGUGAACGUGGCACCUACAGCAAAACCUGAGAUCAAACAGCAGCAGCAGCCACAGGAAAUCAAGGAUAUCGAACCUACCAAGGAUAGCAACAAUGAAGCUGUCAAGGAGAUAAGUAGGGAGGCAAAAGAGAAAGAAGAUAAGGAGUCUGAGAAGCAAACGUCUCAGACAGAGAGUGUUGUCGUCGCUCCUGAGAUUCCGAAGGAAAGCACACCCGUUCAGCAAUCUCCUGUUGUUGAGAAACCAGUUGCUAUUCCAAACAAUAAGGAACAAUUCAAGGAGCCAAGUCCUACGAUUGAGGAUAACGCCAAGACCCAGGAGGUCUGUAAAAUGCCAGUCAAAACUGCCACGAAUGACGUCGUUGAUCAUGCCAAGAUCACGGACGAGAUUGAGCUGGAAUCUGUGAUAGUGGCGCAAAAGAAUGAGGAGAACUCGAAGGUCUCGGCGCUUGGCGCUACUAGCAGGGAGCAACAACCGGAAACGCCGGUCAUUGAGAAACAGAAUGAAAAUGAACCGCCUAAUCAAAUAGAUAGCACUCCCAAAGGGCAGCCCACUUUAAAAUAUACAUAUAAGGACGAUCAGUGGAGUCCACUCAAUAUGAGCGGAAAGAAGGUCUACGACAGGGAGUUCCUCAUGAACCUCCAGGAGGAUCCAAAUAGUAAAAUUAAACCUUUAAAUCUGCCGGACCUAGAAGUUGUCCUUAAGGAUAAUACCAGGAGUCGCAGCACAAUGGAUCUUAAACAGUUCAAGGAUCCGAGCUUCGGUAGACACGAUCUCCUGUUCCCUGGGUUUGCGAAAGGACCCAUGAAUACAAGGGUGCCACCCCUUAACAAGCGGAGUCAUCCCGGAAAGCCCAAGACUAAUAAGCCUAACGUGAUUCACGUUUCACUCUCGCUGCGCGAGGAUGUCAAGCUUCGGGAAACUGAAAACGCAUGGAGGCCGGCUCGAUUGAAGUCUGGUGACAUAGCAGAGGAGGAUGGUAAAACCGAAGACCUCUACAAGAGAGUACGCGGUGUAUUAAAUAAGCUCACUCCAGAGAAAUUCGAUAAAUUAGUUGGUCAAGUAAGGUCGCUGCCCAUCGAUACCCAAGAAAAACUGCAGGGCGUCAUUGACUUGGUCUUUGAAAAGGCCGUCGACGAACCCAGCUUUUCCGUCGCGUAUGCUCUCAUGUGUAAGGAACUUGGUAUGAUGGAAGUUAAUGGUGGCGACAAAAAGACGUUAUCUGGAAGACAGGAAAGCAGUGGUAACUUUAGGAAAUUAAUUAUUACACGUUGUCAAAUGGAGUUCGAGAAGAACUCUGCCGAUGAGAGCGCCCGAGUGCAGAAACUCAAAGAAAUCGAAGAAUGCACGGAUCCUGACAAGAAAAAGGAACUACAGGCGACCUUCGAAGAAGAAGAACGUCGGAUACGUGUCAAAUCAGUCGGUAAUAUUAGGUUCAUCGGUGAGCUUUUCAAGCAGUCUAUGUUGACAUCCAAGAUCAUGCACACAUGUAUUCAACAUUUGUUGAGUCAGCCUGACGAGGAGAGUUUAGAAUGCUUAUGUAAAUUGCUAACUACCGUUGGAAAAGGUUUAGAAUCUAAGGGACCGUCGUACCUCUCGCCUUACUUUGAACAAAUGCGAAAAAUUGCGAAUCAAAAGGGUCCUGGUAAAGUGAGCUCGAGAGUUCGCUUUAUGCUUCAAGAUGUGAUAGACCUGAGGGCGAACAAAUGGGUGCCAAGGAGAGACGAUAGCAAUCCUAAGACGAUAGACCAAAUUCAAAAGGAAGCGGAAUCCGAACGAUUAGAUAUGCAAUUGAAUAACACUCCUCUAAACACACCACGAAAAGACGAUCGAAACAAUGAUAGAAAACGAAACCGCGCCAUCGGUGGUUCAGUUGAAGAUGGUUGGAGUCAACCAAUUAGCAGAACUAGACAACCUUACUCUGUAGAAACUUCUAAAUUGAAAAACAAACCUCCUCCUAUGGACGAUCUUCAGCUAGGUAGUAGGAAUGUGUAUAUGUGGAAGAACCCCGUCCCGAUUUCCAAAACUAUCACACCUAACAAAUAUGCAUGCUUGGAUACCUCCGAUCAGGAUAAACAACGAAUGCCGUUGCAACUCUCUGGAUCGAGGUCAACCGGCCCCAGAGAGUACGGACGUACAGACUACAAAUCUUCCUAUGAAGGCAGAAGCUCACGUAAUGGUAACUAUCAAAUGAGCCGUAGUGGUUCGUCGAGUAGAGAAAACUCGUUACUCGACGGCUCCAGGAGUCAGAGUAUCUCCAUGCCUCCUCCAACGAUAAAGGCCGCCCCACAACCUGCGACACCUAGCAGUAAUAAGCCGCCAAUGUCUGAGGAGAAGUUCAUAAAGAUUCUAUCUUCCAUUCUGGAGGAAUACGUCUCAGAAUACAAUGUCGAGUACACGGUACAGGAGAUCCGAGAAAACUUCGACAGUUCGUUCCUUGCGAAAUUUGUGAGCGAGUCGAUCAAUAUAGUCCUUGAGAAGUCUACUGCUGCCCGAGAACGAGUUUCGAAACUGUUCUCGCAACUGAUCCUGCAGAACGUUUUGCCACUGACACUCUUCAGAUCUGGGUUCUCAAAGGUGUUGGAACUGGCGGAUGACCUGAUCAUCGACAUACCUAAGAUUUGGACCUAUUUCGCCGAGCUCUUUUCGCAAGUAGUGGAGGAAGGAGCGCAUCCAUUGUCCGAAAUGAAGUUGACACUGGCCACCUUAAGAAGUCAAGGUCAUGCUGGAAAACUUAUGGGCGAGCUACUUGCGAAACUAUCCAGGGACAAGGGCCCUAAAUGGGUUUCCGACAAGUGGGAUCAAAGCGGACUCAAAUGGAGUGAUAUCGUCGACGAGUCGAGAGAAAAUGUCGACGCGAUAAUUAAGGAUUAUAAACUGGAGUUCCUGACUGGCGAUUGCAAGAGCCUCGAAGCCGGUUCUGGCAGUCAAUUAACUAUGGAGCAAAUCCACGAGCAACUUAGGAACUUAAUGAAGGAAAAUAGCUUCGAUGAAAUUUGUAGUUGGAUUACCGCAAACGUAGGCGACAGAGCGAAAGAGCCACAAUUUAUCAGAGUUCUCGUGACUGCCAUUUUAGAAGUGUCCAUUGAACAAAAUAGGAGGAUAAAUAUGGAAACAUUCAAAGAAUUAGAAACGCUGAUACAGCGAUACGUGGAUGCGAACGACAAGCUUGAACUACAAUGCCUCUUUGCUAUUCAAGCGUAUAUACAUAAAAUCGAACACCCGUCCGGUGUUCUACUUCAAAUAAUUAGCGCACUAUCGGAUCAGAGUAUUCUCUCGUGUGAAUCGUUCAUCGCAUGGGAAAAUGAUAAGACUCCAUCAGAAUUUGAAGGAAAGGCUGUCGCUAUGAAAUCGUUGACGUCGUUCUUCACGGCAUUGAAGGAGGCUGAUGAUAGUGGCGAGGAGGCGUGAGGGCUGGUCGUACCGUCGCAGCGGCCAUGGUUUCUCGAUUGUGAAGAGUGAGGCGAGAGUUCGCUUGUCGGUCGUUCCAAACACCCCUGUGCACACGACUCUCUUCGUGUUUAAAAAAAUUAAAAAAAAAAAAGCAAAAACGAGAAAAAAAUAUACAAAUUUAUUAUUAUACAAAUUAUACAAAGACUUAAACUAUUUUUCCCUUUAAAGACGAGAAGUGAGGCCAAAUUACAGUUGUGUUUUAAAAAAAAAUACUGUAAAAGUUUUGAAGAAGAGACAAUGUAGUGGUGGUUGUGCGAGGGUGUAUGUAUUAUAGUCUAGAGCAACAAUAACAAUACGUUGAAGAAAAAGAAAGAACUAUGACGAUCAUGUGGUGGAGGAGGUGACGUGAGAAGAUAGAGAAAGUGAUGAAUGAAAAAAAAAGUAACACUGGACACACACUUUCCCUAUUUGAGAUACGCUAUACAUAAUAAUGAUAAAUGAUUAAUUAGUAAUUAUGAUACCGAAGUAAAUGCAAGAUAAUUAUUAUUAUACAUAGUUCAUUAAAAUGGUUUAAAGUUUAAAUAAAGCGAAGAAAAAAAUGUCUAUAAAGCGACAGCACGUUUUUAUGUCUGUCGAAAGAAUUAACCGGCGGUUACACGAAAUUCUAGGCUGAAAAUAACCUUUUAUUUAUUUUCUUUUUCUUUUCUCAAUAUAACCGUUGCUUUGCAACUGACGGUACAAUUUAUUCGACGUAUUGUAGCAUUAUUACAAGCAAAAGGAUGCUUUGUUACGUAUCUCUGGGUAUCGUAUUACAAGAUUCAAAUGCAUCCAUAGGCAUAUAAAUUCUGUCAAAAAAAACUAACCUUCGCAUACGAAUCAUACAUGAAGUUAAAGAAAAUGGAAAAUCCUAAUAAUAAACAAGGCUGAAAGCUUGCAAUGAUUUUUCCUAUUAGUGGACAAUGGCAUAGUGAGAAAAAGAUAAUGUAUAAUUUUUGCAUAUUGGCUCUUGUAACAGUGUCACAAGCGGGUCGUUGAGGUUAUUUUCUCUCUUUUUGGCAACAAUCAGCGUCUCUAAAGAGUUCCAGCUUAGGGCGUUCCGAGAAACACGACCAGCUGACACAAAGCUGAAGAGAACUUGAUUAUAUGGAUGCAAAAUUAAUACAAUAUUGUGUAUUUAUUGAGACGCUAUCUUUAUUUUUAUUUAAUUGUCAGGCGCGUAACUCGAAUAGAAACAUGGCGAUGCGAAUUUGUUUCUGUUUUUGCAUAAAUCAAAAUCUGGUUACGUAUUCGCAGCGAAAUCUUGUAAUUACCACUUUAAUUUGCAUUUUAAUUAUCUAAUUGAUAAUUUAUACAAGGCGGCACGCGUGAGAACGCGAGAUAGGACGAAAGGGGAAGCUAGAAAGUCAGAAAGAAAAACACCCAGUGCACAAUUCAACCACAAUAUAUUCCUAUCCGCUCCUGAGUGGAAUAAUAGUCUUCGUUCGAUACGAUAACAAUUUAUUGACGAAAGUCCCCGUGUCUUUUGCUUCCUUUACUGACUCUGUGCAUCGACGAAAAAAAGAAUCCCAUUUGCCGUCAGCAGAAAUCUGAUUCAUCGAAAUUUCUACGUUGAUAUCCUAUGAUGUCGCACCAAAUGCAUGAAACCCUCCAGCUCUGCCGUUACGAAAAAAAAAAAGAAAUACAAAACAAAAUUGUCCCUGUGUAUACUCCCCUUCCGCCUUUCACUCUUUUAUACAAAUAUAUAUUAUUUAUAACUUUUCCUAUUCUUACGCUGCGCGUCGGAUUUCGAUUUUCACAACAAUCUUCGCGUGCUGUUCCGCAGAAAGGUAUAGCAGAGAAAUAGAGCUACUGGUACAGGGAGUUUAUUUUAUUUACCUGUCACGCAGCACGGAUAUCCUUAGAGUUAAUUGUAAACGCAGGCGUUAUUUGUAACGAGUCGUGAAAUAAUGAAAAUCCGCAAUACAGUUUUCGUACUUGGCGUUAAUUUAAACAGAAACGUUUCGUCGACUGAUCAUUUUAACGCGUAGAAAGUAAAACCUGUUUUCAUUGUACUGAAAACUUGAAAUGCCUACUUGUAAAGCAUUGUAGUGUACAGAGCCUUUUACACGUGUAUCUUCCAAAAUAUUGGAGCUGAACUUGCGAGAUCAUUAAAGGUAAAUCAGAAUUGCGUAACUGUCAUUUUCUCUUUUUUUUUCGUACACACAAUUCAAAAGACACGCGACAAUGCACGCACGAGAUCGAUUAAACGCAGCGAUAACAGCGUGACUGUACUGUUACAGUUAUUUAACGAUAAUCCUAAGAUACCUAAAAGUCGAGGUUCGAAUUUAGAGAUGGGCUGAGCGUUAAAACGACGAGAAAAUAUAUAAAAAUUUCGAUACGGAAUCGCUAUUGUCUACGAUUAACGACGCCAUUGUUGGAUAGACGCUAUUGCGAAAGAAUCGAACGCGCUCAAAUUACAUGCGGCAAGGAAACUAAAAGUAAAAUUUAUAAUAUUAUUUAUGUACAAGGGGAUAAACUAAAAAGGGGAAUCUAUAGAAACGCGUACGUAGCGUAAUUCCGAGCACCGAACUUUAUACGAAAGUUCGAUUAAAGUCGACACAAUUUUUUUUGCUAGUGAAUUCCGCAGAUUUUUCUCCAUACGAAAUGUUACGCUUCGUACACGUUUGUUGAAAAACGCAUGAACAAUAAGAGUGACAGUAAUGUUAAAUAGUCGUGGAUAAACCGAGUGUGCGCGUAAUAACGUAAUAACUGUAAAUAUAAAACUAAAUCAUCAAUCGCGAUAAUACGAAGGACGAUCUAUAUAGAUAUAAAGACAGAGGCUGUUAUUGGACCACUCGUACGCUUUCCAAGCAUAUGGGAACACGUGUUUUUUAGCGGCGUCCGUUCAUUCCUCUGCUGAUGUUGUAAUAAUAUAAUAUAUAUAUAUAUAUAUAUAUAUAUAUAUAUAUAUAUGUAUAUUAUAUGCAUACAAAAAUUCAAUGUGUAUAUAUGUAUGUAUGCAUAAGUAUAUUCAUGUAUGUAAACAUUAAGAGAACACGGCAGCAGACAUAUGCAUAUACGCGUACACUUCUAUACAAAUCGUAAUCACAGUGAUGAAAAAAAAA